ACCGAGAAGAUCUCUCAGCACCGUUUGACUGCGAGCACGCGGCUUCGUGCAGAAUUAGGUGCGCGUGGAUACUGUUAUUUGACCAUUGGGUCCCACCAUGUUAUCUACUAGUCGAGGGUGUCCCUUGGAUAGUCAUGGUGGUCGUGGUUCGCGCAGAUCAAGUAAGCAAAGCUUGGGACUGCAGAAAAAUAAUUUUCUGUGAAAGUGAGAGGAAGAGAGGGAAAGAGGUAGAGAUGGCGGAUGUUGAGGAUACGUCGACGUUGGUCGUGUUUCCAUGCUUGGUGCGGCAAUCACCUGUCAUCGCAAUUUUAAGCCAAUGCAAGGGACUUGGAAUGUUUUAUACUCUGCCUCGAAGUCGUUUUAGAGAAUAAAUUGGCGAGAAGGGAUUCGUAGAGUGAGUGGAUAGUUUUUGGGACAAUAUGUGUGAAUCGCAGAAGAAAUUUUCAGUGUAGGGCAGCCGUGCACUGUGUAAAUUUCUUGCGAGCAGAGCACGCUGUCAGUCGAAGCAUCCCCGUUGUCGCCCUUUUGUGCACUUCUUGAGAUGGCUAGUUUCGUGUAGGGCGUUUUAAUCGUAGGCUUGGCGAUAGUGGGAGUUUAAUUUAGACAAGAGAGCGGGAAAGAUGAGAAUGAUUCGUCGCACCACAAGGAUUGUAUCAUGUUCUCUCCACUCUCUAUGUGUUUGUUUCCUGUUUUUGAACCUCACGAUCGCUACCGAGGUUCAUCUAUGGCCGCAGCCAAAAGUAGUGGAAUGGGGGGAUGGGCCUGCCAUUGUACUCGCGGACAAUUUCUCUAUCUAUGUGCCUUACAAGGGCGUUCUUAAGCGUGCGGCGAAGCGAUACCAGAAACUCCUCAAUCGAGAGCGAUGGGUUCCGAUCCAAAGCGCCCCGGAAAAUAGGUGGUCGCAAUGUGCAUACGAGUUGGAGAGUCUUAGCAUCUCCGUUACAAAUACCGCAGCGGAGCUCCAGCAUGGGGUGGACGAGUCGUACACCAUUAUGGUGAAGGGGUGUGAGACAAUGAAACCAACUCUGCCGGCAGCCUUGCUCUCGGCGGAGACUGUGUGGGGGGCGUUGCAUGGGCUGGAAACGUUCUCACAGAUCGUUAGACUCCGGAGCCGUGUCACAAAGUCCAAGCGCUCAAUUCCUCAUACGGUGCUCAUCAAGGACUCGCCCAACUUUCCUCACCGAGGAGUUAUGUUGGACACGUCUCGAAACUUCUACCCUGUCAAAUCAAUUAUGCGAACCUUGCAAGCUAUGGCGUACAACAAGCUCAACGUCUUCCACUGGCAUAUCACGGACUCUCAUUCAUUCCCCCUUGAACUUGUUAGUGAGCCAGAGCUUGCUAACCAGGGUGCCUACGGCUCAAAGGAGAGGUACAGCGCAUCUGAUGUGAAUAGGAUCCUCAAGUUCGCUCGCGACCGAGGAGUUCGCAUCAUUCCCGAAAUCGACAUGCCUGGCCAUACAGGAUCCUGGGCCGAAGCUUAUCCUGAAAUCGUUGCAUGCCAUGGCGAGUUCUGGUUGGCACCGUCAGGACAGUGGGAAGACAGAUUUGCAGCAGAGCCCGGCGGGGUUGGACAACUGAACCCCCUGCUUCCGCAGACCUACAAGGUGGUGAAGAAUGUGAUUGACGAAGUUGCCCAUCUUUUUCCCGACGGGUUUUUCCAUGGAGGCGGAGACGAAGUUAACUUUGGCUGCUGGAACAACAAUACUGAUAUUCGAGAGUUUGUGAACGGAGGCGGGAGCAUGAACGACCUGCUUGAGAGGUUUUUGAGGGAAGCUCACUCGUACACCACAACAAAGAAGAAAACGACAAUAUACUGGGAAGAUGUCAUCCUCUCUAGCUCCAUAAACGUGUCGCUUUCGGUUCUGCCUCGUGAGGAAACUAUUCUGCAGACGUGGAACAGGGGGGCUGCGAAUACGAAGCUCUUGGUGUCUGCUGGCUAUCGCACCAUCGUUUCAUCGUCGGACUUUUUUUAUCUCGACUGCGGGCGUGGUGGUUGGGUUGGAAAUGACAGCAGGUAUGACCAACAAGUGGAUGAUGACCCCAAUAAUCGCGUCAACUAUGGCGGUGAUGGAGGUUCAUGGUGUGCACCAUUCAAGACCUGGGCCAGAAUUUACGACUACGACAUUACUUUCAACUUGACGAAGGAGGAGGCUAAGCUGGUGCUCGGUGGCGAGGUGGCCUUAUGGUCAGAACAGGCGGAUGACACGGUGCUGGAUAGCCUCCUGUGGCCUCGUGCAGCAGCCUUGGCGGAGUCUCUCUGGUCCGGCAACAAGGCACCCAACGGGAUGAAGCGGGGAGCGGAGGCUCUCGACAGAUUAAACGACUGGCGGUUUCGCUUGUUGGCAAGGGGCAUCAAUGCAGCACCCCUGCAACCUUAUUGGUGUCUGAAACAUCCUGGGCAAUGUAAUGUAAACGCCUGACAGUAAGGUGACAUGGUGGGUUGUGAGGAGUUGAUCCACUAUUUUCAGUCUGCUUCGCUGUUUAUCUGUAGUUGUUUGCUUCAACUGAAUAGUAAAUCUUAUAAAUGAGGCAUUAGAGUUAUAUUCUUGCCUUCAAGCACAUCGAUAUCCUCCUUCCUGCAGGCUUAAGUAGACUAGGCAAGGGCUGGGAUGUCUUCGGAAGAAGUGAUCAGGAUGUCGAAGUCGCUGAUGGUCCACUCCGCUGUUGCUGGCUGGGAGCUCACGUACACCUCCGUCCCCACGUCGACUGAUGGCCAAACUCUUAAUGCUGGUGGUGUGUCCGGUUCCUGCAUUUAUCAGAGUUUUGUUAGAGACCCUGAUACAAUCUGCUGAAGAUCGCAGAUAGUCACAUUGUAGACCGUCAAACGGUCAUUACGGCUGUCAGUCAUUCUAUAAACAUAUAAUCGUUCAAUGAAAUCGGAUGGUGUCACUCAGAAGACGCGGCUACUAGUCA
This is a messenger RNA of Physcomitrium patens, 2913 nucleotides long. RefSeq names its product beta-hexosaminidase 2. Gene Ontology annotation, cellular component: membrane. Gene Ontology annotation, molecular function: beta-N-acetylhexosaminidase activity. The record is from RefSeq and is a predicted model, not a curated record. NCBI's taxonomy places the organism in Eukaryota, Viridiplantae, Streptophyta, Bryopsida, Funariales, Funariaceae. Gene Ontology annotation, biological process: glycosaminoglycan metabolic process; carbohydrate metabolic process.